AAUUGGUGGUUGUUGUAUGAAUGUGAAGGAUCUUCUGUGGUUUCUCGAAGGUGUGGUAACAGCUGUUAUUUUGACAUCUAAAUUCCCACUGAACCAAUCAGAGGUUCCUCUGAAAUGUUUGUUUAGUGAUAAGGAAUACAGUGAGCAUGAAGCCCCACCCACUUGUAUGGAGAACACAUCUUAUCAUAGUUACCCAUUUAUGCCUAUAAGGAAAAAUGAACUAUAGAAUAUGAAAUAUAGAAUUUUUGAAUACAGAAUUAGUCAAUUUGGCUGUUUUUGAAAGCAUUUUUUGCACAAAAAUGAUAGUGUGAAAAGCUAUAAGUAGGCUACUUUAUAGUGUUCACCUUUUUUUUUCACACAAUGUAUAGCAUACAGGCAUAAGUUUGGUUGUUUUGUAUCAGCCAUUAAUUUUUCACAUUUUUUGAUGGAAUCAUUUUUUGUCCAAUUAAUUUAAUAAAUAAUUGACAGAUUAAACAAAAUUGCAAUAUUGCAAUUAGUUGCAACUUGCAGGCCUCUUUUGGAGAAUAUGCCAUUCACUCUCUUUAUAUCGGCCAACUGAUGCCAUCAUAAACAUGGCAUCAUACAUUACAUCAUGGUUGUUACCGGUUCUCAUAUCUUGGUCAGUGUGGUCUGCUAGCUGGUUUAUUUGGGUUUUGGGGACUUAUUAGCAUCUUAAAUCAGCUGGCCUUAUAUAUGACAUUAUGAUAUCAUCAUAAAGCUGCACUGUAACAUCAAAAACCGCUUAAUCCUGCCUAAGAUUGUUUGUUGGUCUUAGCUGCUUCUCCCAGCCUAGUCAGGGUUGUCUGUUGGCUGGUUUUGUAUGGGUUUUGAGGAUCUAAGAUCAGCUGAAACGCAGUUUAAACCGGCUUUUUUCUUCCAGGAUGGCAUCACUGCCUGAUCUCCCAACUUGGGCCAUCUAGGCGAGCAUCAUCAUAUGUGACGACUGACGUCUGUCCACUCAGCUUGUUCAGAUACACUGGCACAGAUCCUAGCAGACUUGCGUAUUGGUUAUGUUCUGUCAAAAUUUGCUCCAGACAGUGAGUCUGUCCAUUUAAAUAUAAGGAUUUCAUCUAUUAAUUGGGUUAGUAACACAUCAGGAUGUUAAUUCCACUGAGAUGAGAAGUGAUGGUAUGUUUGGCGACAUACAAACAGCACUUUCUGAGACUGUGUGUGUGCGCACGCAAAGCUUUGAGCAGGUGGCUGCCGUGCUGUUGUCUCAUUGUGUUUGGUGUGUCAGUGGAUGCUACCAAUCUGAGCCGCGAGACACCAGUUCUGUUUCCUUUGUGAGCGGAAGAGAGAGAGAGAGAGAGAGAGAAGGAGGCUAAGGAGCGAGUGAAGAAGGAGUGGAGAGUGAGAGAGAGAGGCAGAUGGAAGCAACGCAAACGCCCACCAGCCUGAUUUCUCUUCCACCUCCUCUCGCAAACACAGCUUUGUGUGUAAUGAUUAACCGAUCGGAGAAAGGCGAGAAGAUACCACCUCAGCCCUCAUAGGAAGUGACACACGCACAGCAACAUUAUAUAAACACACAGUGUCUUCGUUCAGUGAACAGUGAACAUGACCGGACCGAAAGGAGGAUACUACAAAGCAGAAUUGGGGGAGCCACACAAAUUUGACCCCACAUUCAGAGGACCUGUUCACAACAGGGGCUGCACAGACGUGCUUUGCUGUGUGAUCUUUGUCAUCGUCAUCCUCAGUUACAUCGUUCUGGGAACAGUGGCUUGGAUGCAUGGGGAUCCCCGGAAAGUGGUCUACCCAACAGACAGCUAUGGGCAGUUCUGUGGACAGCAGGGUACUCCUAAUGCAAAUAAAGCCAUAUUAUUUUACUUCAAUAUUUUACAAUGUGCCAAUCCUACAGUCCUCAUUAACCUCCAGUGCCCUACAACUCAGCUGUGUGUAUCCAAGUGCCCAGACAGAUUUGCCACAUACAUCGACAUGCAAUACAACUAUAGACGCAAUAAGAGCUACUGGGAUUACUACAAGCAAUUCUGCAAGCCGGGUUUCAACAAUCCUGAUAAGGUACCAUCGGUUUCUCAGGUGCUUCGGGAUGAAGACUGUCCCUCAAUGAUUGUGCCAAGCAGACCAUUUCUCCAGAGGUGCUUUCCCGAUUUCAUCACCAGAAACGGGACAUUAACUGUUGCCAACAAAACAAGCUUCAAGGAUGGACACGGUAAAAUCAGAAGUGUCGUCGAUUUGAGAGAUGCAGCAAAUGGCAUCACCAGCCUGUUGGAUGCAAAGGAGGUGGGCGUCAAAAUCUUUGAGGAUUACGCCAGCUCAUGGUUUUGGAUCCUAAUUGGUCUGGUGAUAAGUAUGCUGGUCAGUCUGGUCUUCAUUCUGCUGCUGAGGUUCACUGCCGGCGUUCUCUUCUGGAUGGUGAUCUUUGGGGUCAUAGCGGCUGUGGGCUAUGGAAUAUGGCAUUGUUACUGGGAGUACAGUUCACUCAAGGGGAAGCCGGACUCUGACGUCACCAUCUCAGACAUUGGGUUCCAGACUGACUUUCGGGUUUACUUGCAGCUGAGUCAGACCUGGCUCAUAUUCAUGAUCUCCUUGGCUGUCAUUGAAGUUAUUAUCAUCUUAGUACUGAUAUUCCUGCGGAACAGAGUUCGUAUUGCCAUUGCUCUUCUAAAGGAGGGCAGCAAGGCGAUUGGCUGCAUCAUGUCAACACUGUUCUAUCCCAUCAUCACCUUCCUGCUUCUGGCUCUUUGUAUUGCAUACUGGGCUGUUACAGCUGUCUUCCUGGCGUCAUCUGGAGACGCAGUAUAUAAAGUAAUGUCAACGCUACCUGACUGCAAGUAUACUAACCUCACCUGUAAACCAGAGACCUUCAGUCAAUCCAACGUGACUAAACUGUGCCCAGGCUCCCAGUGCACAUUUGCUUUUUACGGCGGGGAGAGUUUGUACCACCGUUACAUCUUUGUUCUUCAGCUCUGCAAUUUGCUGGUCUUCCUCUGGCUGGUGAAUUUCACCAUCGCUCUGGGUCAGUGCACCCUCGCCGGAGCGUUCGCCUCUUAUUACUGGGCCUUGAGGAAGCCAGCAGACAUCCCACCUUGCCCCUUGGCUUCAUCAUUUGGCAGGGCUUUAAGGUAUCACACAGGCUCUCUUGCGUUUGGAGCUUUGAUUCUGUCCAUUGUACAGUUCAUCCGGAUUAUUCUGGAGUACCUCGACCACAAACUGAAAGGUGCUCACAAUGCUUUUUCACGCUUCCUGCUGUGCUGCCUAAAAUGCUGUUUCUGGUGCCUAGAGCACUUCAUCAAGUUCAUGAACAGGAAUGCUUACAUUAUGAUUUCAAUAUAUGGGAAGAAUUUCUGUGCCUCAGCGCGAGAUGCUUUCUUCCUGUUAAUGAGGAACGUUAUGAGAGUUGCUGUUCUGGACAAGGUGACUGACUUCCUGCUGUUCUUGGGCAAACUGCUGAUCUCAGGGAGUGUAGGUGUCCUUGCUUUCUUUUUCUUCACCCGCCAAAUACCAGUAAUCCAGGAAGAGGUGCCGUCAUUAAAUUAUUAUUGGGUCCCUCUGCUGACUGUGAUAUUUGGAUCAUAUAUGAUUGCACACGGGUUCUUUAACGUCUAUGCCAUGUGUGUAGAUACAUUGUUCCUCUGCUUCUUGCUUGAUCUGGAGAAGAACAACGGCUCGGCGACCCGUCCGUAUUACAUGGGCAGCAGCCUGCGUGCCAUCCUCAACAAGAAGAACAAGAGACCAGAGGAGAAAAAGAAAUGUAGAAAACAGAAGAAGGAGCAACCAAACAAAAGGCACUGACAUGUAAAACAGAUUCUGGUUAUUAUGGUAAAUCUCAUUAGAAGCCCAAAAAUAUAAAUACAAGAAUCUUUGAACUGAUUUGCAUCUUUUUGUUUAUUAUGCAAGUAAAUAUAAUUGACAGUAGUAUUUUUUUGUAAAUUUUAGUCUUUUUUUUUUUUUUUU
Messenger RNA from Onychostoma macrolepis, 3912 nucleotides. It is a transcript of the gene slc44a5b, whose product is annotated as solute carrier family 44 member 5b. The record is from RefSeq and is a predicted model, not a curated record. The transcript is spliced from 22 exons. Gene Ontology annotation, cellular component: membrane. NCBI's taxonomy places the organism in Eukaryota, Metazoa, Chordata, Actinopteri, Cypriniformes, Cyprinidae. Gene Ontology annotation, molecular function: transmembrane transporter activity. Bases 1555 to 3750 code for a protein of 731 amino acids. Gene Ontology annotation, biological process: transmembrane transport.